Armigeres subalbatus is the source of this 1326-nucleotide messenger RNA. RefSeq names its product carboxypeptidase B-like. Gene Ontology annotation, molecular function: zinc ion binding; metallocarboxypeptidase activity. The transcript has 5 exons. The record is from RefSeq and is a predicted model, not a curated record. The coding region runs from base 54 to 1292 and encodes 412 amino acids. Gene Ontology annotation, biological process: proteolysis. NCBI's taxonomy places the organism in Eukaryota, Metazoa, Arthropoda, Insecta, Diptera, Culicidae.
GCGCGCUCCCGUAACCAUUAAUCGAUUUGAACUAACAAGUGCACGGCCUAAAAAUGAAGUUCUCAGCAACCGCCGUGUUGCUUACUCUGGCGUUGCUGAUUAACGCAGAACAGGUUUCUUACAGAAAUUACAAAGUGUACAAAAUUGAGUUCGCCACCAGAGAUCAACAAGUUCAACUGAAGCAAUGGGAGGAAAAAGACGGUGUAGACUUUUGGGAUCGCGCAGGGCAUCGAGUAAUGAUCCAUCCUGAAUUGCAACAAGAGUUCGAAAGCUUUCUGGUGUCGAAUCAAAUUUCUCAUGAGCUUAUCAUCGGUGAUGUGGAAGCAACCAUUGAAGCUGAGCGAAAAUAUGAUCAGGAAUACAGAAAAGCAAAAUUAGCUUCCGGACGUAGCACCAUUGAUUUCGAACACUUUUGGAAUACCCAAGAGAUCUAUGACUAUAUUGAUGAGUUGGCGAUUGAAUAUCCGAAUUUAGUUUCGGUUGAAGUAAUUGGUAGCACCCACGAGAACCGUGAAAUCAAGUCCAUCACCAUCACCAGCACUAGUGGCCAAGUCAACGGCACGAAACCAGUUAUCUUUAUCGACGGUGGAGUACAUGCUCGCGAAUGGGCCGGAGUCAUGUCUGUUGUGUAUCUGAUCCACGAACUGGUGGAACACAGCUAUGAAUAUGAGGAUAUGUUCGAGAAUGAUUGGGUCAUCGUUCCAGUGGCGAAUCCGGAUGGUUAUGAGUUUUCACAUACAACUAACCGCAUGUGGCGUAAGAAUCGUUUCCCAUCCUCAAUCCAGUGCACGGGAAUUGACCUGAAUCGUAAUUUCGCGUUCCAGUGGAGGCUUGGCACCAACCGUUGCUCUGACACUUUUGGGGGUAGAAUACCGACAUCAGAAAGGGAAACCCAAGCCUUGGUAGCGCUUAUGGAGCGUUAUAGAGAACAUCUGGUGCUUUACUUAGCAGUUCAUACGUACGGAAACAUGAUUCUGUACCCUUACGGAUAUGCAUGGCCGUUCGUCCCGGUUGAUAACGCUGCGGAACAUAUCACCAUCGGUGAAAAUGCAAGAGAAGCCGUCUUGGCUGUUGGUGGGCCCAACUAUGUCGUAGGUAACAGCGCCGAAGUAUUGUACAUCGCUUACGGUACGAGCGAUGACUACGCAAUAGCACUCGGUGGAUUCCAGUAUGGCUACACAUUAGAGUUGACCGGUGGCGGUAAUACAGGAUUCGAUUUGCCUGCAAGUGAGCUUCAAAGUGUUGCACAGGCUACUUUCGAAAUUUUCCGAUCAAUGUCGGAGGAUAUUUAGAAAAAUAAAGAUCUCUCUUAUAUAUCAACCUUGA